CAGUGAGCUCCGCCCCCGGCUCGAGCGUUUUGAAAAGGGUCACGUUGCGCUGCAGCAGUGAAACAGAAGACUCCUCCGCAUCCUCAGCACCCAGCUCACCUGAACUUCUUUGCGCCCAGACAGCCUUCAGCAGCCUUGACGUCUGUCAUAGGCUCUUGUAUCAGAGAGCUGCAUGGGAAACAGUGCUCCUGCUAGCGCUGCUGGAUCAAGGCCUGAGGACAGAAACAGCCCAAACACAGAGACGUGCAUCAGUGCCAAGGCCAGCAGCCCGUCUGCCACCAUGACUCACCAGUAUCCCGCACUGACUCCUGAGCAGAAGAAGGAGCUGCAGGACAUCGCUCAGAGGAUAGUCGCUCCAGGAAAAGGCAUCCUCGCAGCCGAUGAGUCCACCGGCAGCAUGGGGAAACGUUUGAACCCCAUCAGGGUUGAGAACACAGAAGAGAACAGGCGUCGCUACCGCCAGCUGCUCUUCACAGCUGACCAGCGCAUCGACAGUUGUAUCGGAGGGGUCAUCUUUUUCCAUGAAACCCUCUACCAGAACACAGACGAUGGCACUCCCUUCGCCAAGCUCAUCAAGGACCGCGGCAUUGUUGUUGGCAUCAAGGUGGACAAAGGUGUUGUGCCCCUUGCUGGAACAAAUGGAGAGACCACCACUCAGGGUCUGGACGGACUGUCUGAGCGCUGUGCGCAGUACAAGAAGGAUGGCGCAGACUUCGCCAAGUGGCGCUGUGUGCUGAAGAUCAGCGACACCACGCCGUCUGAGCUGGCCAUCUUUGAGAAUGCUAAUGUUCUGGCACGAUAUGCUAGCAUCUGCCAGCAGAAUGGUAUUGUUCCUAUUGUGGAGCCUGAGAUCCUUCCUGAUGGAGAGCAUGACCUGAAGCGUUGCCAGUACGUCAGUGAGAAGGUCCUAGCUGCAGUGUACAAGGCUCUGUCAGACCACCAUGUGUACCUGGAAGGGACACUGCUGAAACCCAACAUGGUCACAGCUGGGCACUCCUGCCCCACCAAGUACAGCAGCGAGGAAAUCGCCAUGGCUACCGUCACUGCCCUGCGCCGCACUGUGCCUCCUGCUGUCACAGGAGUGACAUUCUUGUCAGGUGGCCAGUCUGAAGAAGAGGCCAGCAUGAACCUUAAUGCCAUUAACAACUGUCCACUCCCCAAGCCCUGGGCCCUGACUUUCUCCUACGGCCGCGCCCUGCAGGCCUCUGCCCUGAACGCAUGGAGAGGAGAGCUGAGCAACGAGAAGGCCGCCACCGAGGAGUUCAUCAAACGUGCUGAGGCAAACGGUCUGGCUGCACUCGGCAAGUACGAGUCUUCUGGACCUGCUGGCGCCGCUGGAAAAUCCCUCUAUGUGGCUAAUCACGCCUACUAAACAUCAAAGUAUCACAUUCAAUUGUAGUCUUAUAUCUGCUCUGCUAUUCCCCCUCACUCCUCCAUGAAUCACAGGCCUGCCCUGUCUACUGUACUUUAGAGUUGUCAGAGUUUAUUAAAAUUACAUUAUUAGAUAUGUGUAUUUAAAAACAUAACGUGAAACUACAAUACUAAAGGGAACAGGCUUGUUUUUUAUUUUCUAUUUGAACAAAUCAAAACAGUUUUGAGACAAUUUAUGACUGAAGUGGAAAACCAUUUUAUGUCAUGUCUGGCUGUCUGUAAUGGUUAUUGGGCUCAGAGAUAGAAAUGUUAACAGUAGAUCAAGAUAAUCAGUCAGUAUCCAAUUCAUGCCUCUUCUUAACUGCACCUGUCUCCACACCUGGUGCUGUCUCCCUUUCUCCCCCACAUGGUAAUACUUGAGCCACUCCCAAGCAGGCCAGAUAAGCAUGUGUGUGUCGGUGUUUCGCUUGUGUCAGAACGCAGUGUUGGCUCAUCCUUCAAACGCUAUGUUAAUAUCCUCCCUGACAGCGGGACCAACCGAUUUAUUAGUGGCAUCAGUAUAGCCGUUAAGGGACAAGACAAACAGCGUGACAACAUUAAGUUGACCUUUUGAGCGACUGUCCAAAUGUGUGCUCGUUGUACUUUCAGACAGCUGUAGCUCCAGCAGAGGUCAGUAGACACUGUAAUAAACCAAUACACCAUGAUUCUUCCUAAUGAUUCAUCCUAACCUUUCUGUUCACAUGCUUCUAAUCACCACUAAUCUGAGAAAACAUCUUGUGUGUCUAAUUUCAGUAUAACAUUAGCUUUAAAUUACAUACAGUAAUUAAUGUAUUCAGUUGUGUAAAGGUGUCGAUAUUAUGUGACGCUUGUGUGUCAUCCCCCCCUCCUGAUUCCCCCAGCCCACCCCACGGGAAGAGGAGAUGGUUUCUAUUGACGUACCUGUAAUGUGGACCAAUACGUGGGGUUAGCUGCGGGGGAAACAGUCACCGCUGUGUUGGAGUACUGUGAUGUUUGUGAUGUUAAUAUUGUUCUUGAAGCACUUGGUGUGUCAAAUAGUGGAGAAAAAUAAACUAAAAUAAUAAACAAAAAAGCUAGCAGA
Siniperca chuatsi (mandarin fish) is the source of this 2470-nucleotide messenger RNA. It is a transcript of the gene aldocb, whose product is annotated as aldolase C, fructose-bisphosphate, b. The transcript is spliced from 10 exons. Bases 173 to 1372 code for a protein of 399 amino acids. Gene Ontology annotation, cellular component: cytosol. Gene Ontology annotation, biological process: glycolytic process; fructose 1,6-bisphosphate metabolic process. Gene Ontology annotation, molecular function: fructose-bisphosphate aldolase activity. The record is from RefSeq and is a predicted model, not a curated record. Lineage: Eukaryota; Metazoa; Chordata; Actinopteri; Centrarchiformes; Sinipercidae.